Molecule: messenger RNA, 1524 nt
Organism: Pestalotiopsis fici W106-1
Lineage: Eukaryota; Fungi; Ascomycota; Sordariomycetes; Amphisphaeriales; Sporocadaceae
Exons: 12
Coding region: 1-1524 (507 amino acids)
Biological process (GO): transmembrane transport
Cellular component (GO): membrane
Molecular function (GO): transmembrane transporter activity
Source: RefSeq, a predicted model, not a curated record
AUGGCUGAUACCGAGCUCAAAGCCGAGGAGCCUGUCCACAUCGAAAGCCGGAUUGAUCCGAAAUGCGACCUGAGUGCUUUAAAUACUGAAGAUGCGGAGUUUCUGGCUUCAUUCACCGAGGCCCAACGCAAGCGAGUCGACAUUCGACUGAUUCCAAUGCUGACAAUCUUGUACCUCAUCUCAUUUCUAGACCGAUCGAAUAUUGGCAAUGCGAAAAUCGAAGGUUUGGAUACCGACCUUCAACUAGAUGGCGUCAAAUACAACAUUGCUCUCUGCAUCUUCUUUAUUCCGUAUAUACUUCUAGAAAUUCCCUCGAAUUGGAUGCUAUCCAAAGUCAAACGUCCGUCGCUGUUCCUUGGAGCAAUGAUUAUAGGAUGGGGCAUUGUGAUGACAUUAUCUGGCCUUGUCCAGAACUAUGCCGGCCUUUGUGUUACGAGGCUGUUCCUCGGGGCUUUCGAAGCUGGCUUCUUUCCUGGUGCGAUAUACCUUGUGAGUGCCUGGUACCUGCCAAAUGAGUCGCAGGUACGGAUUGCAAUAUUCUAUUGCUCGAGCGCAACCGCGGGCGCCUUCUCUGGCCUUCUAGCUUAUGCCAUUGCCAAAAUGGAUGGAGUUGGCGGCUAUGGGGCAUGGCGCUGGAUCUUUAUCAUCGAAGGUCUCGCAUCCAUCAUCGCUGGCGUUGUCGCAAUGCUGCUGAUGCCGGAUGCGCCUGGAUCGUCUGGUUAUUUCCUUGGCCCAGAGGAGAUUCGCUACCUACAGGUUCGACAACUUGCAGUCCCUGGGAGACGCCACCAUGGACAAGGAGAAGGCGGUCACAAGUUCGAUUGGAAGAAUCUUGUCAAAGUCCUCAAAGAUUGGCAAAUGUAUUUGUUGGCAAUCGUCUAUCUAUCGAGCACAGGCCCAAACUAUGCCCUCAAAUUUACAAUGCCACAAAUUAUCAAGAACAUGGGCUAUCAAUCAUCGAUGGCACAAGUUUUAACAAUCCCUCCCUACACUGUUGGGGUAAUUGCGACUAUAAGUUCAGCAAUGCUCGCAGACAGAAUUACUUGGCGCAUGCCGUUUGCAAUUGUAGCUGAUCUUUGCAUGAUUGUUGCCCAUGCAAUAUUGUAUGUUUUUGGACCAACACAGAAACAGCACAUACCUGCUUGUUAUUUUGCGCUUUGCCUUGCAUGUGUGGGAUUCUACCCUAUCCCGCCGACUGUCAAUGCAUGGCUCAUUAGUAAUACCGCGCCUCAGAACAAGAGGGCCAUGGCGAUCGGAUAUUUCGUCGGUCUAGGCAACAUUGGCGGAAUAUUUGGAUCUUUCAUCUACAGAGACAGCGAGGCUCCAAAAUAUCCAAGUGGGUAUGCUACUGCAUUCUCUCUAGCAUGUGCUGGCAUUGUUUCGUCUCUCAUCUUGGAGUUCUGCUACAAGAAGAUCAAUGACAAGAGGGAACAUGUUACGGAGGAAGAUGUGAGGAGACAACACAGUGAAGAGGCAUUAGAAGAAAUGGGAGACAGGUCGCCUCUGUUUCGAUAUUCAUACUGA